Molecule: messenger RNA, 3105 nt
Organism: Penicillium subrubescens
Lineage: Eukaryota; Fungi; Ascomycota; Eurotiomycetes; Eurotiales; Aspergillaceae
Product: KAR9 family protein
Exons: 1
Coding region: 1-3105 (1034 amino acids)
Biological process (GO): nuclear migration along microtubule; mitotic spindle orientation checkpoint signaling; establishment of spindle localization
Cellular component (GO): cell cortex; spindle pole body; mating projection tip
Source: RefSeq, a predicted model, not a curated record
AUGCAUGCCACAGUCGACGGCCCAACUCCCUCUGCGACUGACAUCGCGCCGUCUGCCAGCGUGUCCGUUACGUCCGCCUCUCCUCCGCCCCCCGCGGUGUCCGGCUCACCAAAUGACCCCGGUCCCUCCCCUCUCCGCCGCUUGAAGUCCAAGUCCUCCCUCUGGAGUCUCGGCAGCAGCAACCAUAGCGGUCACGAAGACGAUCUCACCCCAGCGGAGCCCUCCAGCGCCGAAAAGGCUGCCGGUAAACCGGGCAUCUUCCGUCGCUUGUCGCCCGCCCUCGCGGCCCGCGUGAAGCUGCUUGACGGUACUAGCAAGGUGACCAGCGCGCCUCGGGAUCCUAAAAACGUCGGUCGGAUACCGGAACACCAGCUGAAGGAGCUGGACAGUCAACACCAGGACUUGUCCAUUAAGGUUGAGAGGCGAGGACAGGCGUGGGCUGGCCCAAUACCUACCUCCCCAGAUCAACGACCACAAUACUUCAAGCGGAGCGCGUCGAACAGGCUUGAGAUUCCCGGUCAGGACUUUGUACUACGCGCGACCGAGGCAGACGCGCAAGGGGAGGAUUACGCCGACGCGAUCGUUGACGGACCAGAGCCCCCCGCUCUGGCUGCUGCUCGCGAACCGGUGCCUGUCCCUGACGCUCAGAGCAGCCCUCCGCCGACAACACCACCCAUGUCUGUGGCAGAGCCUGUGCCCGCGCCGCUGCGCGUAGAGCCUGUUUCCGAAACCGAACCACCCCUACCCAACAACACAGCCCAAGAUACACGGACGGACUUUGAGAAAUAUGUCGAAGACACGAAACGCAGCGCUGAGCAAUCAGCAGAGGCCGCUCCAGCGCCUCCGCCAAAGGACUCUCCACCUAACUACACGAUCGCCUCGUCAUCUAACUCACAGUCAUAUUUCAACCCCAUGGGCUUGCAGCGCGCCGAAUCAAUAUACUCCUUCUCCCGUGCCUCGUUCAGCAACCAACUGUCCCAGCUCACGUCUAUUCCUCUGCCGCAGCCGGGAGCGCUCGAAACUAGUAUAGGAAAUAUUCCCACGUCCCUCGCGGCGGUGCGCGCGUUGAACGGUGCGGCAGAGCAGAUCCAGAUUUGGAUAAGAAAGGCGUCAGAUGUGCUCAGUGGGCUGGACUCCGAGGAUGACGUGGAGUGGGCGGCCGCUGGUGGGCGAGAAGGUCUUGAUGGGGUCGAUAAAGCGAUCACUCGCUUUGAGUCUUUGGUGAAUGUCUACGUGAAGGCAAUCGAGAACGUGCAACUUCGAGACGACAUCGCCAAUGUCGAUACGGAGAGCUUGAAGACGAUCGUCAGCCAGAUGGAAAGCAUUUUGCAGAACUGGGCUCAGAUUAAGAACAAAUUGCGGGGUGUGAAAGAGCAAGUGGAGUUGGCGAUGGAGUGGGAGGAACUUUGGUCCAACGUGUUGGGUGAUGUGGGUAUGGAGAUUGACAAUCUCAGCGGGAUGAUUUUCGAGAUGGAGGAGAAACGACACCAUACUUUGAUGGAUACCGGCGAUUCCACGGGUGGUCUUGAUAUCAAUGAGCUCGAAACUAUUGUGGAGGAAUCUCCGACCAAGGGCCGGUCCCCUGCUACUAACCGCCUGAGUAUGCUUGCGGCAGCAUCCGGUACGCCCGUGAUCAAGACUCCGCAGGACGACUCCAGCUACUCCAAUCUGAUGGCCUUGUUUGCGCGCAUGCAGCCGCUCCGUGCGUCGUUAGAUUUCUUGCCCAUGAGACUCUCCAUGUUCCAAUCGCGGGCCGAGGGUGUCUUCCCCAGUGCAUGCGAGGAGCUUGAUGACCGACGAACCCGGCUGGAGAAGAGCUACAAGGUUCUUGAAACGGAUGCCGAAGCGUUGCGAAAGGAGCUGGGUGAGGACAAGUGGAUCAUUGUGUUUCGCAACGCGGGCAGCCAGGCACAGAAGAUGUUUGAAUCGGUCGAACGGAGUAUUUCCAAGCUGCAGGAAGGAUUGGAGUCCAACGCGCAGGUACUCAACCCGGGCAAUAUGACGAAGCGGAUCGAGAAUUACGAGGCCAAGAAGAUGCACUAUGUGCCUGCUAUUGAGCGGGUCAUUUCUAUCAUUCAAAAGGGCGUCAACGACCGUUUGACUGUGAACGGUGAGGUGCUACGGCUUUUGUCGGACAUGACCUCGCGGACAGAUGCUCUCAAAGCUAGUCUCCGGGUGAUGGAUGCUUCUCUCGAGGAUGUGCAUAUCGUCAAGGGCCAGCAAUUACGUGACUCCAUCUCCAGUAUCAUCACCAUGGAUAGCCCAGCUACGGGCAGUGCGAUUGAUACGCCGGGGAGCUCGCCUGCUUCGUCGGUUGUCAUGAGCGGCAGUGGAUACAAGACACCCAUGGGAAGCUCAAGUCGUCGCGAAAGCUCGGUUGGGAGUGCCACGACGCGCUCGACCAUGUCAAAGGUCCGUCGGUUGUCUGGUUUGCCGCAGGUAACUGCCACUAUGACUGGACGCAAGUCGUCUAUCCCCAAGCCAACAGCGCCUGUCACUCCCACGCCAGCGACCCGCAAGACCUCGCAUAUCCCACAACCAUCAACCAUCCCGAACCGCCCUCGCUGGAACGCCAGUACCAACUUGAACGAUCUCCAUUCAAGCUCUGGAUACCUGAGCACCACAACCCCGAGCACCUCAAUGAAAAGCUCUGCUCCCGCGUUGUACGGCCGUCCAUCAUCGACCGUGCCUUUCCGACGAGACAUGUCUGCCUCUCCUGCACCAGGCGCUGGCCGCUCACUCAGCCGUCUAUCCAACCGACUGGCAUCAUCAUCCCGCAGUCCGAACCGCAAUGUGUCAUCCCCCACUCCUCCCCGAUCUUCACUGCUGGAUCCUCCACCUUAUAGUCGACUCCGCAGACCCUCUGGCCUGUCUGCCACUCCUCGCAGCCGGCAGAGCUUCGCCGGUACGGGCUUGUCUUUCAGUCGCAGUGUUUCAGGGCCUGGCCAUGACCCACGGGAGAGUCCCAGCAAGUCGGCGCGCCCAGGUACGGCCCUCGGCCAUUCCGGUAGUCGCCGGACUAGUCUCCUGCCCUUGCCCAAACGAUCUGAUAAAGGCCCGGCCUCGCAGGCAAAGUUGGAUACCCGGCCACGAUGGAGAGCAUAA